Messenger RNA from Arvicola amphibius (Eurasian water vole), 4206 nucleotides. RefSeq names its product thymidylate synthetase (gene Tyms). The coding region runs from base 2903 to 3832 and encodes 309 amino acids. Gene Ontology annotation, molecular function: thymidylate synthase activity. Gene Ontology annotation, cellular component: cytosol; mitochondrion. The record is from RefSeq and is a predicted model, not a curated record. The transcript is spliced from 11 exons. NCBI's taxonomy places the organism in Eukaryota, Metazoa, Chordata, Mammalia, Rodentia, Cricetidae. Gene Ontology annotation, biological process: dTMP biosynthetic process.
UACUUUGGAUACUGUUAAUUUCUUAAUGUUUUGAUUACUAUUUCACUAGACUUUUCCCCAUUAAAUUUUAGUUUGCUUUUUAGGCUACUUCUACAGAACGUUCCAGAAAUUAGGUUAAAGUAUAAUUUUAAUACUGUCAGUGAUGGGACAAUAGCUGUCAUGUGUCUUCAUGUAUUUACUACUUUAAUCUCAAACUAAUGGUACUCUGUACGUUGCAGGUUCUGUUAUUAUUCUGUAAGCUACUCUAAGGUAGGAUGGUAGCAUUUUUUUUUUUAUUUUUGGAAACUAGUAUUUCUUUAAGAACAGUAAGUAUGUUUACUCAUCCUCCCUCCCAACAUCCUUUUAGCGGUCCAUUCUGUAACUUUGCAUGUCCCAGGCCUUAGUAUUAAGCAGGCUCAGAAGAUGUAGCUCCAACUGUCUUCUGGAAAUACACUGUGGGACUCCUCCCUUCUGAGAGAGUUGAUUGUCUUCCUCUUCCUUUCCUGGGUGUGUUCACUUGUGAAAGUGGAGUGCAUAUAUUUAUACAGCCUACCCACGGGUAAAAGAUCAAAGGUAUUUUCAUAUAUGAGUAGAUAAGUUGAUGGAAGAAGUAUGAAUUAUUCUCCAUUGGUGGAAGUGAAAACUUUCCUCUGUGCUUUUAAUAGUUUAUUUUUCUCUUUGAGGCUGCAUAUAUCAUCCAUCUAAUUUAAAUUUUUAAGUGUUUCAAAUAUUGAGUUUUAUUUAGCACAUAUUGUCAAAAAAAGAUUUUGAGAGUCAGUUUAGUAUUGCUGGAGGAGUUUCUCUGCAUUUUCCUAAAAAUGCUUAGGUAUCUUAUUUACCUUCUCAAAAUGAUCUGACAGCUGUUUCUACAAGGAGCUUGCUUUUGCUUUUUGGUUUGUAAAGACGAUAGGUAUUUAUAACAAAGAAUUGGGAGCUCACCCUCUUUGCUACUGGAGUGUGAAUGCUUCCGCAUGCUCACGUGGUUAGGAUAGAAGGUUUGUGUGUGCACACAUGUAUAUACACUCUUAUACAUAACCUCCUUUUUAAUUUUGUUUUACUUUGUUUCUGAGUCAUUUUCCAGACUGUCCUUAAAUUUAUUGUAUAGCCAGGGUUGAGUUAUAUCCCUAACUUCACAAAACCAGCAAACAACAAGUUCCAGGAUGUUUCCUCGGGAGUGAGAAGUCAGAUGUAGGCUGUCUGGGGCAGCAUGGUGGCUCCACAGUGCUGUCAGCAGCGCCUGCUCCUAGGUCUUUCUGGUCAGUCGUCCUGUCUUACCACCUGUGGUCGUAAGGUGACACUCCAGACUGAGUAGCAGCUUCUCUCUCUUUUUCUCUCAUCAUCCAUGCCUCUGGGUGUGUUAACGUAUCCUAGCUAGUCAUGUCUAGAAUGGAGCUAAGAGAAAAGAGCUGUGCCCUCUUUACAUCCCCAUAACAAGUUCUUUUCUCUUCUUUUAGAAAAUAAUUCAGAUUUGCCUUCAUGUGACAUAAAAUCACAUUUAGAUUAGGAACUCGGAACAUUUUUCUAUAAUCUCUUGAGUUGCCACACUUAAAAGUUACUAUGUAUGUAUUAUAUAACAUACAUUCUUAGUCUGAUGGCUUCUUGGAAGAUAAUUUAAACUGAAAAAGGGGAAAUUGUUCACUGAAGUCCUCUGCUGAAUGCUUCAUAUAAACUAUAAAAGAAAUUCUGAUUUUUUUCUAAUACAAACAUCCCUGGGUACCCAGUGAUAGAGAAAAGUGGAUAAAGGAAAACAGGGCUUGUGGAAAAUGACAAGACUGAGAUCAAAUAAGCUCAGAUUUGUUGAGGAUCUCCCACGUGACAAUCAGAAGGCAGGUCACCAAGACAACUGACAGCUAAUUCAUCAUGAAGCGCUUUAGAUUGAAAGGCUGCACAAGAGCAAUCAAGCUGCUGUGUAGGGGGCCCAGAAAACUGGUGAGGUAACUGUUCCCUAAUAAAGUUAAAAGAAACCUCAAACAUGUCUUCUAGGUCUUCCAGAGGCGGGGAAGAAAGAUACAGGAGGAGAGCUGGAGAAGGCUUUGAUUGGCGCUAGGCAGAUGAAAAUCAUGAUGGAAAGGAGAGAGAUGGAGCACGCAUGACUGAUGAAAACCUUGAAGAAAUGUAAAGAAGAAAAGCAGACUGCCCUGAUGUACCUGAAUUCCUUGAGGCUCUGAAAUUAGUCAAUGUAUCCACUCAGCAACAUGAUCAAAUUGUUUGGAUGGUCCAGUAUCAUCUGGAAGAUACCACAUAUCUGAUGAAAAAGAUGCAAGAGCAGUUUGAACGGGUGUCUCAACUAACAACCCAUACCUAGUAACUGAGGGCAUCUUUAACUCAACAAAGGAAAAAUGCUUGGGUCGCUAAACCAGCCCCAGGGAAAGAAAUUCCUCCUCACCUGGAUGUCAGCGGAUACAGCACCAGGAUGCUUAGCCCAUGGGCCAAGCUCCAUCCUAAUCCUCUGGGUAUCUGCUGGGGAGCUUCUUAGCCACGCCCCUUCUAAGAGAGUGAAGAUAGACCCUGCUUGCCUCAUAGCUGGGAGGAAGCAAAGAAAAACAGGAAGCAGUCAGGAUCCCAGUGUUGCCUUCAAAAAUGUCUACUUCUGGAUGGCCUUGUACUUGAUGUGAAACAGAAUUGCCUUAAAUUCCGGAUCCUCUGGCCUAGACCUCCCAUGAGCUGGGAUUACUGGCGCGCGUCACCACGCCCUGAAUCUAUAGGCUCUUAAUGAAAGACAGGAUAAAUAAAGAGAAUUGGGAACUCCAGCGUGUGUUUACUCUGCUAGCGCCAGGAAUUCAGCCGCGUGGGCGGUGGUCUGACAAUCUGGCCAGUCAGAAGCUUCCCAGCAGGAAGGGGCGGGAGGCGCCAAACUUAGGGGAAAAGAGCGCGCGGAAGGUUCGGUUUUUGGCGCCUACUACACCGCUUCUAACAGUCCACAAUGCCGGUAGUCGGCUCCGAGCUGAAGCUGCGGCCCGCCGCUCAGCAGCAGGGCCCGGAGGCACCGCGGCACGGGGAGCUUCAGUAUCUGGGGCAGGUGGAGCACAUUAUGCGCUGCGGUUUCAAGAAGGAGGACCGCACGGGCACCGGCACCUUGUCUGUGUUCGGCAUGCAGGCGCGAUACAACCUGAGAGAUGAAUUUCCUCUGCUCACAACCAAACGAGUGUUCUGGAAGGGCGUUUUAGAGGAGUUGCUGUGGUUUAUCAAGGGAUCCACAAAUGCUAAGGAACUGUCCUCCAAAGGAGUGAGAAUCUGGGAUGCCAAUGGGUCCCGAGAUUUUCUGGACAGCCUGGGAUUCUCUGCACGACAGGAAGGGGACCUGGGCCCAGUUUAUGGUUUCCAGUGGAGACACUUUGGCGCAGACUACAAAGAUAUGGAUUCAGAUUACUCGGGUCAAGGAGUAGACCAGCUGCAAAAAGUGAUUGACACCAUCAAAACCAACCCUGAUGACAGAAGAAUCAUCAUGUGUGCCUGGAACCCAAAAGAUCUUCCCCUGAUGGCACUGCCUCCUUGCCAUGCCCUGUGUCAAUUCUAUGUAGUGAAUGGGGAGCUGUCUUGCCAGCUGUACCAGAGGUCAGGAGAUAUGGGCCUGGGCGUGCCCUUCAACAUUGCCAGCUAUGCCCUGCUCACCUACAUGAUUGCACACAUCACAGGCCUAAAGCCAGGGGAUUUUGUCCAUACCUUGGGAGAUGCACAUAUUUACCUGAAUCAUAUCGAGCCCCUGAAAAUUCAGCUUCAGCGAGAGCCAAGACCUUUCCCAAAGCUCAAAAUUCUUCGAAAAGUUGAGACAAUUGAUGAUUUCAAAGUUGAAGACUUUCAGAUUGAAGGUUAUAAUCCACAUCCAGCGAUUAAAAUGGAAAUGGCCGUUUAGAGCUUUUUCAAAGCUGCUGUGAACAUCACCAGACUUUAGGGCUUGAGCCUGAUGCCCAAGGUAAAAUACAGUUUCUCUCUAAAGGGAAAUAAACUAAAUCGAAACUCUGACAGUGAUUUGUCUAUUUGUAAGUACCUCAAUGUCUAAAUGUAUUACUGGCAUUUAGACUGCCUUUCCUUUAGCAUUCACUGAGGUACAUAAGAAAACUAAGAUUGUAUACUAGGCAACAACAACCAGACAUUUCUGUAUGUCUGUAUGAAGAAGGCUGACGAGAUUCCUCUAAACUUGAACUAUGUUACAUGUUUACUUAUAAAUAUUUUAUAUGUUGUAGUAAUAAAGAACUGUUUUGCAUUUGUCAGUUGAAACUUUAAAAA